Molecule: messenger RNA, 2471 nt
Organism: Spinacia oleracea (spinach)
Lineage: Eukaryota; Viridiplantae; Streptophyta; Magnoliopsida; Caryophyllales; Amaranthaceae
Product: urea-proton symporter DUR3
Biological process (GO): urea transmembrane transport
Cellular component (GO): plasma membrane
Molecular function (GO): urea transmembrane transporter activity
Source: RefSeq, a predicted model, not a curated record
GGCACUUGGAUUUGACUAAAACAAUCUUUCAAAAUUAAAAUAAUUGUGGGAUUAAUGGAGACGAAAUGUCCACCAUUUGGGUUUGCAGGGCAAUACUACCAAAGUUCAGGAGGUAAUUGUGUGAGGCAAACUAGCUUCUUUGGUGGAAAACCAGUGCUAAAUCAAGGUGUUGGCUAUUCUGUUAUUUUGGGUUUUGGUGCUUUCUUUGCUGUCUUCACCUCUUUUCUGGUGUGGUUGGAGAAACGAUAUGUUGGCUCACGUCACACAUCAGAAUGGUUUAACACUGCGGGUAGAUCAGUUAAAACUGGGCUCAUAGCCAGUGUUAUUGUCUCACAGUGGACAUGGGCAGCCACAAUCUUGCAGAGCUCUAAUGUUGCUUGGCAAUAUGGUAUCAGUGGUCCUUUUUGGUAUGCAAGUGGUGCUACUAUCCAGGUUAUUCUGUUUGGAAUCAUUGCAAUAGAAAUCAAGAGAAAAGCUCCUCAUGCUCAUACAGUCUGUGAAAUUGUGAAGGCUAGAUGGGGAACGGCUGCGCACAUGACAUUUCUAAUAUUCUGUUUCUUCACAAACAUAAUAGUAACAGCAAUGCUACUCCUGGGUGGUUCUGCUGUUGUAAAUGCACUUACAGGAGUAAAUCUAUAUGCUGCUAGUUUCCUGAUACCCCUUGGAGUUGUUGUUUACACACUAGCCGGAGGACUGAAAGCCACCUUUCUUGCAAGCUAUAUACAUUCAGUGAUCGUACAUGUGGUGCUGGUAACUUUCGUGUUCCUAGUUUACACAGCAAGCAAGGAACUAGGCAGUCCUGCUAUAAUUUAUGAGCGACUCAAAGAAGUUUCAAGCAGAUCAAGACUUUGUAUGGAGCCUAUUUCUCAUGCAGGGCAAUCUUGUGGUCCAGCAGAUGGGAAUUACAAAGGAUCUUACCUCACCAUGUUGAGCUCAGGUGGACUUGUUUUCGGGAUUAUCAACAUUGUUGGCAACUUCGGGACCGUCUUUGUUGACAAUGGGUAUUGGGUAAGUGCAAUAGCAGCAAGGCCUUCAUCAACACAUAAGGGCUAUUUGUUGGGUGGUUUGGUGUGGUUUGCAGUGCCAUUCUCUUUGGCAACAUCAUUGGGUAUCGCGGCUCUUGCUCUAGAUUUGCCUAUAACUGCAAGUGAAGCCAAUCAUGGCCUUGUUCCCCCUGCUGCAGCUGUUGCUUUGAUGGGGACAUCAGGAUCCGUUUUGCUCCUCACUAUGCUCUUUAUGGCUGUAACAUCUGCAGGAUCAGCCGAGUUGAUAGCAGUAUCAUCACUAUGCACAUAUGACAUCUACAGAACUUACAUCAACCCAAACGCAACAGGAAAGCAAAUACUCAAAGUUUCAAGAAUAAUAAUCCUAGCAUUUGGUUGUUUCAUGGGAGUAUUAGCAGUAAUACUAAACAAAGCAGGGGUUUCACUAGGUUGGAUGUACUUAGCCAUGGGAGUGUUUGUUGGAUCAGCAGUUAUGCCCAUCGCGUUCUCCCUCCUAUGGAGGAAGGCGAACUCCAUAGGAGCCAUCCUCGGAGCAACCAUUGGUUGUGUUUUGGGUGUAAUUACUUGGUUGUCAGUAACAAAGAUCGAGUAUGGGAGGGUAAAUCUUGAUACAACAGGAAGGAACACGCCUAUGCUUGCAGGAAACCUGGUGUCUAUUCUUAGUGGUGGAGCAAUUCAUGCUGUUUGUAGCUUCCUGUGGCCUCAGAAUUAUGACUGGGAUACUACUAAGAAGAUUAGCAUGGUUGAGAAAGAUAUGACUGAGGUUUCUUCUGAUGAGUUUGAAGAAGAGAAACUCAGGAAAGCCAAGGCAUGGAUUGUGAGAUGGGGUCUUGUUUUUACUGCUGUGAUUGUCAUUCUUUGGCCUGCUCUUAGCCUCCCUGCAGGAGUAUUUAGUUUGAAAUAUUUCACAGUAUGGGCAAUAAUUGCAAUAGCAUGGGGAACCAUAGGAUCUGCAAUUAUAAUAGCAAUGCCAUUGAUGGAGAGCUGGAAAACUAUUCAAAGUGUAUUAUCAGGGAUGUUCACCAACGACAGGCUACUCGAAAGGAUCGAGGAGCUGAAUUCAAAGAUGAACACGAUCAUACAAGCGAUCCCUGAAGCAGAACGUCAACUUCACUUGCUUGAGAAAGAGAAGACGAACAAGAAAGAUUUGUUAGAUGAUGAUGAUCAAAUAGAACAACUCCAUCGUUUAGCUUGACAAACGACUUUAAAGGGGUUUAAUUUCGCUUUUUUUUUUGGGUGCAAAUGAGUCACAAUGGCGGGAAUGAGAAUCAAUCUCAGGAUUACCUGAAAUCGGAAGAGAAACUCUAAUUAACUGAGUUAUCCCCCACUGUCGUCAAUUUCGCAUUGUUGUGGUAUGGAAAGAGAAAUCUAUACAUUCCAAAUUGUAUGAAGUGUUUGAAUGUGUUUGGUCUUCCUAGUUAAAAUUUGCAAAAUAUAUUUAGUGGUGCUCGUUCGCAUCACUGCCUG